Messenger RNA from Rasamsonia emersonii CBS 393.64, 318 nucleotides. RefSeq lists its product as uncharacterized. The transcript has a single exon. NCBI's taxonomy places the organism in Eukaryota, Fungi, Ascomycota, Eurotiomycetes, Eurotiales, Trichocomaceae. The record is from RefSeq and is a predicted model, not a curated record. The annotation marks the transcript as partial.
UCGAACUCCUCCAGGCUGAUGUCCCACACGUUGGGGACGCGCUUGCCGUACCCCGCGUUCGAGACCAGGAUGUCCGGUCGCUGCCCGUGUUGCGCGUCGAUCUCGGUGAACAUCUUCUCGAUCUGCUCGGCGGAAGAGACGUCCACCUGGUGGAUCGAGAUGCGCAGGUCCGGAUGCGCGGGUUUCAGUUCGUCGUUGACGAGCGCUGUGAUGGAGGCCAGAUUGCUCGAGUAUGUCAACGCCAGAUGGACCCCAUGUUGGGCGAGCUGUCGAGCGCAGGCAGAGCCGAUUCUGAAUGAGUUCCCCAUUCAUAUAUAA